Molecule: messenger RNA, 881 nt
Organism: Suillus clintonianus
Lineage: Eukaryota; Fungi; Basidiomycota; Agaricomycetes; Boletales; Suillaceae
Exons: 1
Coding region: 41-847 (268 amino acids)
Source: RefSeq, a predicted model, not a curated record
GAACUUGUGUGCAUUCCUGCCCGAGGCACGAGAGCGUGGGAUGCCGGGUUUCGGGCUGAUCCGUCGUGGUGCUUCUUCCAUCGGAAGUAUCCUCUUGUUCCUGCACCACGAGGUAUCCGCCCUGUUGUGGUUCUGCACAUCGCUCGUAGCUAGUAUUACUCGCUCUGUAGUAUCUAGCUUGCUCUUUUGUUGUUCUGCCUCUGCCCGUCAUCAGCCUUUCCAGUCUGCCCUCCUUCCAACUCUCAUCAUGGUUGGCACCCGUCGCUUCCCUCGGCCGCUAACCCCUGUUCCCGAUUCUUCUGGCGAUUCGCCUGCGGCCCCACCCGCCGUCGACCUCGCUGACUUGGCGGAUUUGGCGGAAAACACAGCUCCGGGGCCUCCACGCCUUGGCAGCGUUAUCUGCCCAUCUGACGAGCAGGCUGAAGAGGAUGGCUUACUCUCCCCCGUGCAUCUUUCCCGCGGCAGAGUUCGCAUUCGCUCUGGGAGUUCCCCAGGCUCUCCUGCCCCUCCUGCCUCCAAGAAAUCCAAAGGGAAGCAGAAGGCCUUCCCUCCUGACUUCCAUGGCUUCUCCCCCAACACGCCCUUAGUGGGGCCUUCAGCCCCACCCUCGCCUGCUCCUUCAGGCCUAACCCUGCGCAGGGAGGGACAACAAAAGAGCAAGCUAGAUACUACAGAGCGAGUAAUACUAGCUACGAGCGAUGUGCAGAACCACAACAGGGCGGAUACCUCGUGGUGCAGGAACAAGAGGAUACUUCCGAUGGAAGAAGCACCACGACGGAUCAGCCCGAAACCCGGCAUCCCACGCUCUCGUGCCUCGGGCAGGAAUGCACACAAUUUCGGGCUUUGACGUGGCAGGGAGGAGAAGUUGUGUGCAGUGCAGG